This is a messenger RNA of Limulus polyphemus (Atlantic horseshoe crab), 5284 nucleotides long. RefSeq names its product suppressor of lurcher protein 1-like. The transcript is spliced from 14 exons. The coding region runs from base 233 to 2128 and encodes 631 amino acids. Gene Ontology annotation, cellular component: plasma membrane. The record is from RefSeq and is a predicted model, not a curated record. Lineage: Eukaryota; Metazoa; Arthropoda; Merostomata; Xiphosura; Limulidae.
AUAGACAAGCCGUGGAGUGUGAGAGUGACACAUGGGUACAUUCCCCCACACCUGAGUACAGGAUUCUCUUAUCUCCCUGGUACUUCCAAUUAGACAGCUGUCAAGAAUACAAGAAUCAAAGUAUGCAGUGAAGUCAGAAUCGAUUCAAAGGUUUAAGAGACGAAGAAUAUAAGAGAGCAGAUACUUCCAACCACAUCAGUGAAUUAUCUUCUCAAAACUUCAACUCAAGACUAUGGGAAUACGAAGAAAAAAGACUAUGUCACAGUCCGUACUGUUCCUUACCGAAGUGCUAAGCCUUUUCCUUCCACGAACUAUUCUUGUUUCUGCUGUCUCUGCAGACUGCCAGUGCAUCGUGUUUGACAGUACUUACAACGAGGAAUAUGGCGUUUUCACUUCUCCUAACUGGCCUGUCCCUUACGAAGACAACAUCAACUGUCUUCUUUAUACCUUUAUCACGGAAGAAAAUUCUCUCAUUAAAGUGGUUUUCGAAGAAUUUGAUUUGGACCGAUCAAAUUUAGGUUGCAAGUUUGGAGAUUACGUCAAACUCUACCUACAUUUGAAGGAACCCUUCGUGAACCAGAACACCAGCCACAAUAUUUUUCUGUGCGGUAAGCUAUCUGAUAUUCAACAGACUCACUAUUCUUCUGGGGCAUCUCUCAUCUUCGAGUUUCAUUCGGACUGGCGACAAGAAAAUAACACAGGCUUUCGAGGAACCUUUCGUUUUUUUAAUAAAACUCUGUUUGAAACCGCUGGUGAGCUGAUAAACGGUAGCAAGUGUGAUUAUAACUUUAUUAGUAAUAUGACCAACGAAAGUAGGGGGCGCUUCUUUUCUCCACAGUACCCCAGCAUCUACCCCAAGAAUGUCGACUGUUCUUAUCGCUUUGCUGGAAAUCCCAACGAAAGAGUAAAAAUUAUUUUCGAGCAAGUUCAUUUACAGAAUAAUGACCUAAGCUGCCUGAUCAAUCCAGACAAGAUCGAGAUUUACGAUGGUGAAAGUAGUACAAGCCCUAUGAUUGGAGAGCUUUGUAACACCGAGAGUUUUGUGGAUUUUGUAUCAACGGGUCCUGAUUUGUUUAUCCUCUUUCGCAGUCGCGGCCAUUUUCCAUCUCAAGGAUUUAAAGCUACCUUCAUGUUUGAGAAUGAUACUGCCCUAGGAGAAGACCUAGAAACGCCGUCAAUGGGCCGCCGUCUCGGUGAUCGAGCACGAGAAUAUUUAAAACAUAUUACACUGUGGAACCAGGAUGCACCUGUGGGCAAACAUUUCACCAACAACAACAACAAUAUAGUUGAGGACUUUUCGAUUCUUGGACUUGUUAGUGGUCCGACAGUCAUUCAUAAAAGAGAACGACUGAAAAGGAGUUUAAUCUACAACGUGGAAACCCUACAACCAUCUGGUUUAAGUAAACGCUUUUCUUUCCUCUGUGCGGGCCCUACUGACGUUGUCAUGGUAUUCAUCACCAUCAACGGGCAGAAAGAGAGGCUUAACAACUUCUGUGGUAACAACCUCCCUCCUCAACUGAUGUCCAACGGUCCAUCAAUAUCUGUUGAAUUCAAGAGCUAUCAGCCUCUUUUAGCCCCGAAAGGAUUCCGGGCUAUUUACCGAUUUGUCACCAACUUUGGAAUAUCUGCUGGAGUACAAGACCCCCAACAAGUGUGUGGAUUCAUCUUUAACAGCACUGAAAGAACAAACGGUUCCUUCACAUCUCCUAACUACCCUGGGUUUUACCCUCGAGCGACAGAAUGUCAUUAUUUUUUCUUCGGAAGUGGAAAUGAGCGCAUUACUUUAACAUUUGCAUAUUUUGAUGUAGAGGGCGUUCCACCGUGUACGACUGACUUGGCUAGCGACUUUGUAGAAUUUUCCAACUUUCGUACAGUGGAUAGAAAAAUUCCAAGACACUGUGGUGUUAAGAAACCUAAAAUCAUCACUUCUGAUGGAGACUUUUUUCGCGUUGCCUUCAAGUCCAACGGAAAAUUUGAUGGAACAGGGUUUGAAGCUUUUUACCAAUUUCGAAAUUAUGUUGAUCCACUCACUGUGAAAAGAAUUUCAGGAGCAGAAAGUUUACGCCCUCGAAAACUCCACGUUAUUCCAGCAUUGGUGGCGAUUUAUUUUUAUUUGAUACAUCUAUGAAAUUUAAGACAAUACAUUGAAUUAGUGUCAAGAAUUGCACGAGAAUGAUCACGAGUUUCUAGGGCUUGCACUUUGAAUUGCCGUAUUGACUUUGAUAAGAUAGUGGCCUAACCAUUACAAAAUUCAGUUUGGUAGUUUGAAUUGCCGUAUUGACUUUGAUAAGAUAGUGGACUAACCAUUACAAAAUUCAGUUUGGUAGUUUGUGUCCCCGAAAUCGGAAAGACGUAAUAAAGAUUGUGCUGGUGUCAAACAAUCUGCAGCUGAAUAAAAGACUAUAGCUGUAGAUAAUGAAGGUUUAGUUUCACUCAUGUUAAAAAGCUUUAGCAUUCUAUUAUCUAGCGCCCUUAUUUAAGAAGUGGAAUUCUAGCUCAAAAAGGGAAGUUGAUUAGUGCCAAAACUUUCUUGGAAGUGCUUCUGUAUUGUAUGAUGAAAUGGCUCAAAACAAUAUAUUCACGUGUGAAGAUAAUAAAAUAUAUAUAUAUAUAUGUGUGUGUGUAUAUAAAAUUACCUGAAGAAAAAUUUAAUUAAACACACUUCUUAGUAUAAAUGGAUAAGAUUCAGUUUGAAAUAUAAGUGUGUAAAAAAAGGUAAUAUUUUUAUUGAUGUUGGCAAAGUUUAUCAAUUUCCAGGAGCUGAAUUUAUUAAGGUAUAUUUAAGAUAAACUUAGAAUAUUAAAUGUAACCGUUAAAACUUCUCUUUAUACUCAAUGUACAUAACUUUUUCUGGGUGUUAGGUAAGUGUUUUUACAUUGUAAGCACAUGAGCAAUGUAAGCUUUAAUCAAAGCAUGCUCGACUUGGAGUUACUUGAGUUUGUAUUCUGUUUGUUACCUUAGAAGGUUAAUAGCAACGGCGAUACAUGUUGUUGGAAUUGUUACAGUUAUAGUUGUGUAUAAAUGAAAUGUUUAAUGGCUUCAAGUACGCGAUGUAGGUAAUUCAGAAAAACACACUCUCCUGAUAAAAGCUCAUCUUAGUUUGAAGUAGCGCAGCAGAUUGUUUUAUCUAGAUAGAAGAGUAUUAUUAUACAAGUGUAAACAAUAGUUAGUUCAAGAAACGUAGCAGUAGCGUAACUUAGAAAUUUAUGUAUGUAUUUAACAUGACCUCCAAUUAUGUUACAAAUAAGAGCAUUUUAAUAUGUUUCGAGAUCUAACAUUAUUCAAACUCCUAAAUUACUUUAAGUUACUGUAAUGGUGAUUGAAAAGGACUUAAAAACCCGCAUUAAUGUUAUAAAACUUUUUCUGCUUGGACUAGGUUUAGUGAAUAGGUGAAACUUCAAACGUUUGGAUAAAUUUGGUAAUUACUUUCACGUUUUUAUUAAUUAGACGGUCAUUUUUAUUAUGAAUAGGUUAUUAGAUAAGUAGAAAUGUUCCAUUAGUUUGAUGUUUUAGUGGGUUUUUUCUCCUUUUCAACACCACGAGUAAGCGUUGUUAAAUUCAAUCCAAAAAUUAGAGACUAGCGGAGAUAGAUACGAUGAUCAUGAUCAUUGCCAUAAAUGCAUAAUUUACCGAAGAUAUUAGCACAGGGGGUACAAAAAUUAUAGACUAGCGGAGUUGACUAAGAUGAUCAUGAUCAUUGCCGUAAAUGCAUAAUUUACCGAAGAUAUUAGCACAGGGGGUACAAAAAUUAGAGACUAGCGGAGAUGACCAAGAUGAUCAUGAUCAUUGCCAUAAAUGCAUAAUUUACCGAAGAUAUUAGCACAGGGGGUAGCUUAUAUGCAGCUAACCAAAAGUUAUCUAUGCCAGCUAUCCUUAACUUUCAACCUAUAGACAAGAGGGAAGUCUAGUAAACAGCACCUACCGUCUCUCUUAUAACACACCCAUGACCCCAAAGAGCGGAACGCAAUUCUUCUUUUUUGCAGCAACAGAACGCGAAUAGUGAAACCUUCAUAUCCAUAAUCUGACACUCUAAUCACUAAGUGACCAUUUUAAUAACAACAGGUUAACAUAAUCCACAAAAAAUAUGUUGCUUUUCUCUAAUUUUUUGUUGCCGUUACGUAUCUUAACAUAAUAAUCAGCCUGCGUAUUAUGCUUAGGUAAUGUUUUUGAAUAAAGGCAGAGAAUGUUGGAUAAAAAAAUUAACAUAUUUUGAACAAUGAAUUAUUUUAGUAUAUUUUCAGCUGUAGAAAGCGGUCUUGUAAUCGGUGGACAUAUUAUUACAAUAUCGUUUUAUAUCAACUGUGGUUUAUUGGAUAACGCUUUAUUGUCUCAUAACUGUUAUUUAUAUGUCUUAUUUUUGUUUUAUUGAGGGGUAAAUGUUACAUUUAUAUUGUGAUGAACAAUCAAUUCUGCUUAAUGAUGCGAAGUAACUAUAAUUUUAACUCAACCUAAUGAGAAUUGCAUGUAAAUGUUGGAAAUUCUAGAUUUCUAAAUUUAUAUUAAAAAUUAAAAUAAAAUACUCCUGCACUUGGCUCAUUGAUAAAUCUAAGGCUUAUAAUGCCAAAAAUCUGGUUUCGAUACCCGCAUUGAGCAGAGAAUAGAUAGACCAUUGUGUAACUUUGUGCUCAGCAAAACAAAAAUGAACAAGUUAUUCACCCAGUUGAGUAGUAUCACUGUUAAUCUACCGGUUAUAAGGAAUUUGGGUAAGACUCUGCCAUUUUAACACAUUAGAAAUUGUUAAAUGUAAAAGUCAUUUUAGAUGUUAAUAAUUAUGUUAACAAAAUCAUAUUUAUUCAUAAAUGAAGUAUGGUGCAAUUUGGGUUUAUGAAAAUUAAACAUUACGAUUAUUAAAUAUGUUGACGGCAGUUUGGUCAAAACAAGGUAAACAAGUAAAUGUAUGAUACAGGAAAAAUAGGUUUAGGACAUUUAAGAGAGAAACUACAUAUUAUUCUGCAAAUCUUUACUUCAGUAAAUAAUUCGAACUAUGAUUAUUGAAAACUGGUGUUACACAAACAAUUACACGGAAAAUUACUUUAUUUCUAACUUGAAAUUAACUGUAGUUAUGAUCAUAAAAACUAGAGCAAGAAAUUGUAAAAAGUAAACUCUUUGGUCACCCUCUAAUCAAUCACUAAUAAAUUCAUUUUCCUUUGAAGUAUCUCAAACACGUAAGUUCAUUUAACAUAUUAAUGUUUGUACACCAAUACCUGAUUCUUUGACCUAUUAAUUAGUUUUAACUUAUGAAACAACAAAUGAUGCCUUAUUCAAGCAUUUAUUUUAUAGAUAC